Papilio machaon (common yellow swallowtail) is the source of this 3504-nucleotide messenger RNA. Its product is annotated as trichohyalin. Lineage: Eukaryota; Metazoa; Arthropoda; Insecta; Lepidoptera; Papilionidae. The transcript is spliced from 16 exons. The record is from RefSeq and is a predicted model, not a curated record. Bases 142 to 3459 code for a protein of 1105 amino acids.
GGAGGAAAUGCAAGCUGAGCCGAGAAAGGAGGUUGACUGCAUGGAGUUACAAGACUUCUUUAGUUAUUGGGACUAUAUUUAAAACAGUGCGGAGAGAGGCAUCCUACCGCGCGGACAUGACCGCUCAUCAUUGACUGGAAAAUGUUCAGCUUUUUUAAAAAGAAGUAUAAGGCCGAGAACGCGCCGGAAACACCCGAAGGGAUCCGAAAACGGCCGACGAAUCAAACGGCUAGACGAGGCUCAGUCGAAGCGCGCGCGCUCCCACACGACAAUGAAACGAACGACAAAUCGUCAACGCUGCAAAAAGAUGUAGUAAACUUAUUAAUCCCUGAGAUAGAUUACUCCCAGAAGACAGGAGUGAGCGCGUUACUCCAAAUAAUGGCGGGAAAAAAGAGGAGAAACCGAAGGAAAACACGCGCAGACUCGUGCCGCGUCAGUCCGCCCAAAGAGACGCAGAUGCAACGCAGGAACUCUGACACGACGCAACCUACGCCCACGCCCGCCCAAAAUACACGAGUCGAGCCGCGCUCGUCGAACGAUCCGGCCGAUUUCGUCAAAGCUCUAGUCCUGCAAAAAUACGCAAGCAAGCCAGAAACAAAACAACAACACGUGUCGUUAGUAUACGUAUCAAAUGAACCAGAAUUGGACGAGAAACGACACGCUGAAGCAUUACUACGCGAGAUAGCUCGAAGUAUAGACUGCGACAUUGAUAUAAAUGAUAAUAAACAAAUGGGCAACGGAGACAGUAAGCCUAAUGACCCGGUGUACGAACCAGUCGCUGAUGAAAACAUUGAUAACUACAAAAGCGAUCUCAAAGUCGAACUGGACAGGUUGUUACAGGACAAAGAUGAAACGAAAAUCGAUGAAAAAGAAGAUAAAGCGGAGACGGAAAGUCUAGAUUCUCCUACGAAUAAAAAGAAAUCGAAUUUGAAAAUUCCAAAAUCGGACAAUGAAGGUUGUUCUGAUGAUGACAGAUCCGAUUGUGGAAAGAAACGUGUUACAUUUAGAAAACACGUUAUUUUCGACGACGGAGAACAACAGACAGAUGAUGAAAUGAAUUCAUCUUUCGAGUCUCUUUCUUCAGAAGAAGAAGAAAAUGAAUAUCUAGAAGAUGCUUUACCAGAUAAUGAUGAACUUCUUGGUGGUGUUCUUGUGACAAGAGAAGAUGAUAAUAAAACAGUGAUAAGUGUAACUGAUGAUGAAUCUAUAAAGAUUAAAGUUGAAUGUUUCGAUGAUGGACUUAAAAGGAUUUCAAGUGAUAAUAGUGACAGUGGUUUUAUAGAGAUUAGUGAAAAGACUGAUGAGACUGAGAAAGAGUAUGCUGAAAGUGGAGACAGCGAGAGUGAGAGUGAAGAAGAAAUUGUAGAAGUUAUAGAAGAAGAGAUUGCAGAAAGUAAAGAUUCAAGAAGAGUCGAGAAUGAAACAACAAAUGACGAGAAGACGCUGGUGUCACAAGAGAACAAGUAUCAAAACCAAGUGGACGCGCUAACUGAGCUCGCAGAAACAAGAUGCCAGGAAGCGGAGAGAGCGAGAGAUCUGAUUGUGUCGUACAGAAAAGAGAUUGAAGCUAAGGAUCUGGAAAUUGAACAAUUGAAAUCAGAAUUAGCAGCUGCUUAUAAAGAAACAGAACUAGUUAGACAGAAGAGUCGGGCGUUAGAAGAGGAGAUUAUCGCAGCGAGGAGUCUCUCCGCAAGUCUAGCUGAUCAGUUGCAGAGGAGAAAUGAUGAAUCGGUACGACAACUCAGAUCGGAGCUGGAAGAUGCUCAGACGCGACGCGCGGAACUCGAGUCCAAACUACUAGAGUUGGAGAAGGAGAGAAAUAGAUUGGAGCAAGAGAAGGAGAUAGAAGCACAGAAAGCGAAAGAGGCUCUAUCAGCAGCAGAAGCCAGCAGUUCUAAAUGGCGCGUAGCACACGAGGCGGCGCGCUCGCAGGCGGCCGCGCGCGCCGAGAUCAUACUCGCAGACUGCGAGUGGAAGAUGAGGGAACUGGAAAAACGGGCCAGGGAUGCCGAGAAAGAGAAGAUGGAGUUAUCCCAAACAGUACAAGCCCUCCAAAACUCCAGUCACAAAGCGGAGCUGCAGCAGCUGCGAGGUCUUGUAGGGGAGCAGCAGCAUUCCCUGCAAAGCCUCAGUUCUCGACUUCAGGAGCUGCAGACCAGAGAGGAGGAGCUGCAGAUGGAGGUGCACAGACUGGAGGAACUACUAGACAGGGAAGUCAGGAACGGGAAGGUGAAGACGGAACUGCAUUUACAGGCAGUCCAAAAUCUGAAACAAGAACAUACAAAAGAGCUAGAAUCUUUGAAAGCGGAGCACGCGGCGAGCACUUCAGCGAUGACAGCGCGACUUGCGUACGAGCGCGCGGCCGCUGAGCGCAGCCGCGCCGCGCUGCUGCAGCUCAAGCAGGAGGCGGAGCACCAGGCGGACAGGAAGCUGCGGGAGGUUAAUGUUAAAUUAGAGAACCUGAAGAAGGAGCUCGCUGAGAAGGAGGCGGGCUAUGAGCGAGCACUGAGCGAGGCUCGCAGCCGCGCCGACUGGGAUGUGCUGCAACUGCGACAUUUGUUGGACAAGGCUGACAUCGCCUACGCCAAUAAUAUCGAACAGAUGACGGAAAAGUUCGAGAAGGAGAAAGAACGUCUAACAGAAGAAUGGACAGAGAAACUCCGUGUGGUAGAAGAACAGGCUGCGGUCGCCGCAGAUGAAGCAAGAAGACAACUGGAAACUACCCGCAGUAAGAUGCUGGCGGAGAGAUACGAACAGACGUCCAAACUUAAAGAACAACAUCGUAUUGAGAUGGGUAAUUCUGAGAACCAAUGGGAGCAAUUUAUGUCAGACAAGGAGAGCUGCUUGUCUCGUAUGAAGAGUGAAUGCAGGCAGGAAGGAGAGGAAGAGAGAGUACAGAGGGAGAAGGAGCUCAUGCGGGAGAUUGCAGAAUUGAAAUCUCAAAUUCAAUCGAAGAGCGUUGAAUUUGAAAAUUUGGAAGCGAAAGUGGCGAAGUGCGGUCGCACUUUGGCCGUCACAGAACAAGAACUUAGAGAGGCACUCGCACGGGAAAAAGAAGAGAGGGAAAAAAGAGGAGAAGAAGCAGUGAGACUACAGCAAGUGGAGAAAGCCGCCAGAGAACAGAUUGAACACUUAACCAGAAAAUGUGCAUGUCUGCGCAAACUUUUCGACGACAUGCGUGCGCGACUGUCAACCUGCGAACACAACGCCGACCAGGGGGCGAGAGCGAGAGAGAAAGAGAUGCAGUUUUUACGUGCAGAAGUCGCCAGACUCACAAAGAUGUUGGUGGAAGAAAGUUCACCAAAAUUAGGUGCGCGGACUCGCGCUGACGGUUGCGAGAAUUCAACCAAAUCUGAUGAAUCUUUCCUAACUAAAGCCUCGAUGACUUCAGAAGAAGAGAACGCUCCUCAACGAAAGGGAGGAACAUCUCAAAAUGGCCGCCGACGCGCCAAAAGUUGAACUCAAGACAAACAUUCUAGCUGCUUGAAUCUACUUUGGAUAAUA